Messenger RNA from Phodopus roborovskii (desert hamster), 750 nucleotides. It is a transcript of the gene Ttc32, whose product is annotated as tetratricopeptide repeat domain 32. Bases 30 to 476 code for a protein of 148 amino acids. The transcript is spliced from 3 exons. Lineage: Eukaryota; Metazoa; Chordata; Mammalia; Rodentia; Cricetidae. The record is from RefSeq and is a predicted model, not a curated record. Gene Ontology annotation, molecular function: identical protein binding.
GGUUCCGCUUCCAGCCAAGCGAGACGGUCAUGUCCGGGCCGCCGGGCCAAGAGAGCAGUGAGAGGCCGGCCGCCCUGGCGCUGGCUCAGGCUCGCUUCGCCAGGGGCGAGUUUGCCGAGGCGCAGGCGCUGUACUCGGCCUUCAUUGGCCAGUGCGCGAGUCGCGGGCGCAAAUGCAGCCCCGAGGAUUUGGCCACUGCAUAUAACAACAGGGGGCAAACCAAGUACUUCAGUGUUGAUUUUUAUGAAGCCAUGGAUGACUACACAUCGGCUAUAGAAACCCUGCCCAACUUUGAAGUUCCGUAUUACAACAGAGGCUUGAUACGAUACAGGCUGGGGUAUUUUGACGAAGCAUUGGAAGAUUUCAGGAAGGCAUUAGACCUAAAUCCUGGAUUUCAAGAUGCUGUGUUGAGCUUAAAGCAGACUAUUUUAGACAAAGAAGAAAAACAAAGAAGACAUGCUGAGAAAGGCUACUGAAGCAUACGAGUUACUGAAAUUUUAACUCAAGAUCCUUGAGCCUCAUCUAAUUGACUCUAAGAUAUGCACGGAACUAUUUUGAUUAUAUGUGAGAGACUGCAUUUUAGAAGUGAAAGUAAAAUAAUAUGUUUAAUCAAAGUUAUUCAUUUCAAGAGAGACUGUUGGAUAGAUCUUUUAAUAGAGUAAAUAAAUACUAUUAAUGUACAUUAUUACAGCAAAAUAUUUAAAUGAACAUAUAUUAUUUUUAAAUAAAGGUUUUAUUUUUGCCACAUAU